UCGCCUCCCUCGCCACUUUAGCCGAGAGUUGAUAAACCCUGGUUUCUCGAAUCGUUCCCGAUCGUUGGAUCCAUUCCGAGCAAGACCCAUUUCCCGAGAGUUGGAACCCCGAUAAAACCCAGAUCCGAUUUGGGAAAAGGGAGGGGUUUUGAGAUCUUCGGUUUCUCUGGAGGGGGAAAAGAUGGCUUUUAGAGGGAAGGAGAUGAUGAAGAAGGUGCUGAAGAAGGUGGGAGAGAAUAAUUUGGCACCUGGGCUCAAAGAAAAGCUCAAAAACUGCGUUCCCGACAGCAAAAUCGUUAUGGGCAGAGCCAAACGCGGCCUCUUCGCCGGGCGUCAUAUCCAGUUCGGCAACCGUGUCAGCGAAGACGGUGGCAACAAAUCCAGGAGAUGUUGGAAACCGAACGUCCAGGAGAAGAGGCUGUUCAGCUAUGUAUUUGACCGGCAUAUCCGAGUUAAAGUGACCACUCAUGCUCUACGUUGCAUAGACAAAGCGGGCGGGAUAGACGAGUACUUGCUGAAAACGCCGUACCACAAGAUGGACACGGAGACGGGGAUGUACUGGAAAAGCAAGGUGGAGAAGAUGUACGAGGAGCUCGGCCAGAUGGAAGUAGCCUUCUUCACUCCGGAGGACGAAGCCAAGUUUGAGAAAGGGUUCGAAGACUUGAAGCUGGCGAAGAAGGAGGCCCGGAGGGAAGCCAGGCGGAAGAUGUAUGGUUGGAAAGGCUUGGGAGGAACGACGGGCGAGGAAGCCUCGGCCGGGAAUUCUCUGGAAGAAGGGUCGGAGUCUCACCCGGAUGAUCACCAGUGGUUAGCGGCUAAUGCCUAAACUGUUCUUGCUUUUGCGAUUCUCGUUUCUUUUUUCCCUGAGCACUGAGUUAACAACACCCACUACUCUGUUCUUGAAGAUAUCCUUUGAGAUCUUUGAACUCCUUCUUUGAUACAGUUUACCAAUUUAUUCACGAGGUAUCUAUCAUCUUUCAUUA
Messenger RNA from Tarenaya hassleriana, 983 nucleotides. RefSeq names its product 54S ribosomal protein L24, mitochondrial-like. Gene Ontology annotation, molecular function: structural constituent of ribosome. The transcript has 2 exons. Gene Ontology annotation, cellular component: mitochondrial large ribosomal subunit. The coding region runs from base 182 to 826 and encodes 214 amino acids. The record is from RefSeq and is a predicted model, not a curated record. NCBI's taxonomy places the organism in Eukaryota, Viridiplantae, Streptophyta, Magnoliopsida, Brassicales, Cleomaceae.